AUCAGAGGCAUCCCUGCCACUAGAGCACCACUCAGGAUCUGCUUACACCAAACUCCAGUCCUAUCUGCUGACAGUUUAGGGCAGGUCCCAGCACUUGUUUUGUUCAGCACCAAGGCUGCUCCAGCUUACAAAGCCCAGUCAUCUCCUUUACUCUUUACUUUUUGUGCUUUUCCUUUCAGCUGCCUGGCUUGACAGCUUAACAUGGUUGCCACCUGCUUGCACCUAGUUGGAUUUGUCUCUAGUUUUGUUGGCUGGAUUGGUGUGAUCGUGGCAACAGCCACCAAUGAGUGGGUCGUGACUUGUGGCUACACCAUCACCACUUGCAGGAAGAUGGAUGAGCUGGGAUCCAAAGGGCUGUGGGCAGAUUGUGUCAUGGCAACAGGGCUCUAUCACUGCAAGCCACUAGUGGACAUCCUCAUAUUGCCAGGCUAUGUCCAGGCAUGCCGAGCACUGAUGAUUGCUGCCACAGUGCUGGGCCUCCCUGCUGUUUUCUUGCUGCUGACUGUUCUACCCUGUAUUCGGAUGGGUCAUGAACCUGGAGCUGCCAAGUACCGGCGUUCCCAGCUGGGAGGAGUCCUGCUCAUUCUCUUGGCAUUGUGUGGUAUCGUUGCUACUAUCUGGUUCCCUGUGUCUGCUCACCGUGAGACCACAAUUGUGAGUUUUGGAUACUCCCUUUACACAGGCUGGAUUGGAUCUGCCCUUUGCCUCUUUGGUGGCUGCGUCAUCGUCUGUUGCUCAGGAGAUGCUCAGUCGUUUGGUGAAAACCGUUUCUACUACGCAUCGGGAUCCAGCUCUCCUACCCAUGCUAAGAGUGCUCAUGUAUAAGCAACCAUGAGACUCCCCAGAGCCUUCAUCAUCACAUGCUUUUACUGGUUUCAGAGUAACAGCCAUGUUAGUCUGUAUUCGCAAAAAGAAAAGGAGGACUUGUGGCACCUUAGAGACUAACCAAUUUAUUUGAGCAUAAGCUGUAGCUCACGAAAGCUUAUGCUCAAAUAAAUUGGUUAGUCUCUAAGGUGCCACAAGUACUCCUUUUCUUUAUGCUUUUACUGGUGGACUUGGGUGCUUUGGGUUUGUUUGUACUGUUACACACCAUUGCCAAGCUCCACAGUGGAGGAUUUAAAAAAAACACAUCAUGAGUGCCUGAUAUUUUAAAGUAUGAAACCCCCACUUUUGCCUUAAAAGACACCUCUAGCAAAUCAGACCAGGCCAUGCCCCAUUUAUUUCUUGCUGAUUAUCCACCCUAACCUCUUGCAUUCAUGAUGCUCUUGGUAGUUCCACGUUAGCUGGUGGUUGUUUAGUUAUUCUUUUUUUCCAGCUCCCAUGAUUAUGGGAGUGUGGAAGAGACACUUUCCCACUGUUAAAGUGACUCUGAUAGCUUCUCUGAAUGCAUUACCAUAGACUUCUCCCCCACUCAAGGUCACUCCUUUGGCAAAGUUAGGAUGGAAACGGCAGGGACAGGGAGAGACUCUGUGCAUUCCAAGCACACAGAUGUUUCUCUUUUGUAAGAUUGGGGGUGGAGGGAAGGUUGUUUGCCUUUCUCUGUAAAUACUUCUUUUGGAAUUUGAUCAUUUUAGUAACAAUGUUUUUCUAAAUUCAUCAGUAUGAAGGAAAUGAAGCCCAAAGGUUCGAAUUACAAGGUAAAUGGUGCAUUUGUAUAUAGCUUUAAAUGACAUGAGGGGGCUCUAAUCCCCACUAUCCAUGUUUUUUUUGUACAGAUCGGUUACUAAAAAAAUGUAUUUUUACAUUGAUUUUUUAAAAAAAACAUUCUUUUCUUUAUUCCAAUUAAUUUGUGUUCUGACUUGCAUCCUUAAAAUGGAAGUUUUUUUUAACACACAGUAUAAUGUACCCGUUACAAAUACAGUAAAUUCCAGUGAAUACUGAUGAUGCCUUUGUACUUUAAAUGAAAUAUUGUACAAUAAACAAAAAAGUAUGUGCAAA
Messenger RNA from Caretta caretta (loggerhead turtle), 1938 nucleotides. RefSeq names its product claudin 11 (gene CLDN11). Gene Ontology annotation, molecular function: structural molecule activity. The record is from RefSeq and is a predicted model, not a curated record. NCBI's taxonomy places the organism in Eukaryota, Metazoa, Chordata, Testudines, Cheloniidae. Gene Ontology annotation, cellular component: membrane; bicellular tight junction.